Messenger RNA from Lethenteron reissneri (Far Eastern brook lamprey), 1765 nucleotides. RefSeq names its product cofilin-2-like. Lineage: Eukaryota; Metazoa; Chordata; Hyperoartia; Petromyzontiformes; Petromyzontidae. Gene Ontology annotation, molecular function: actin binding. Gene Ontology annotation, biological process: actin filament depolymerization. Gene Ontology annotation, cellular component: actin cytoskeleton. The record is from RefSeq and is a predicted model, not a curated record.
UGAACCGUUCGUCUUGGUCCCACGCCCAAAGUCUCUUGCGCGCUCUCGCUCCGUCAUUGUGUGGUCGCGGUCGUAGACGACGCUUAUUGUUGGUGUGUAAGAGAGAGAAAGAGAAAAAAACAUAACUACUUAAUACAACGCGAAGUAUAUAGAGCGAAGAUAUUUAAUAACACAUUUUUUUAAGUACGUGUGAAGAAGAACCGCUCGAGCAAAUAUGGCUUCGGGAGUGCUUGUAUCCGACGACGUCGUCCAGAUCUUUAACAACAUGAAGGUGCGCAAGUCGUCGACACCCGAGGAGGUUAAGAAGAGGAAGAAGGCGGUGCUCUUCUGCAUCAGCCCGGACAUGCGGAACAUUAUCGCCGAGGAAGGCAAGGAGAUCCUGGUGGGUGACGUUGGCGAGACUGUGAAGGACCCCUACGACACCUUCGUCAAGCUGCUGCCCAAGGAUGACUGCCGCUACGCGCUCUACGAUGCCACCUACGAGACGCGCGAGACCAAGAAGGAGGACCUGGUUUUCAUCUUUUGGGCUCCUGAUGGGGCUCCGCUCAAGAGCAAAAUGGUCUACGCCAGCUCCAAAGAAGCCAUCAAGAAGAAGUUUACAGGCAUCAAGCACGAGUGGCAAGUGAACGGCUUGGACGACAUUCAAGAUCGGUUAACUCUUGCCGAGAAGCUGGGAGGCUCUACUGUAAUCUCCCUGGAGGGCAAGCCCAUUUAAAACGUGGCCACCACGAGCCUGCCCAAAUGCCGCUGUCUCUCCCCCCCCAUCACCCACCCAUCCACCAACCACCUUGCCUCCUUCCCCCUACCCCUUUCAUUUUGUCGUUUAGACCCCCACAUUGCAGUGAUAGCGGGGGGGGCCGGGAGAGGAAAUUAAAUGAUAAACUCACACACACGAUAACAAAAUCCUGAAAAAGUACUUAAAAUGUAAUUGUGCAAAAAAUGUAUCUUGGUUUCUUGAGUUGGUCACCAUCGCAAUUCUUUUGGGACCCUAUUGUGUUUCAUUUACGUUCCGGUGUUUGAUACGAUGACGAAAAACCUUUUUUUUUACUCGACAUGCCUAAUUGCCUGUCGCUAAAAAUCAUCAUAGCCAAUCGUGUUAAAACAUUCCGUUUAGUCACCAAAUUUAAUCGCCGAGAAUCUGUUUUCUAUGCCAUUUGCAAAAAAUAACAAUUGAAUUAUUUUCCUUUUUUUAAUGUUCAGUUUAUAUAAAUGUGGUGUAACACUUUCACUUACGUCUUAUCAGUUGCACGUAUUCUUAGUGAAGACCCGGUUGUCAACAAACGAUCCCUCAUGCAUCGUCAAACCCUUGAACAUUUUACACAACGAGUUUGUUUUGCAAUUGUCCGGUUUCCUUUGCGGGUCACCCAUGUGGGAGUGAUGAAGAUACAUUUUUGACCAGUCAUCGAUAAAAUCUUCCACUGGGAGUGACUUGGGCAUGACUGACAAUUGGGACUUAUUAAAGGAACCAACUUCACGCACGCUUUUGUAAUACACUUACGCAGGUUAAGAUUGUUUUUGUUUUUUUCAAACGGUCUUGCGCCAAUGGUAGUUCUGUGUACAUUUUAUUGUUUUCACAGCCCUAGAAGCUCAUCGAUCACGUGUUAACCUCUUGGAAGUGUGGUAGAUUGCUAGCGUUGGUGUGUAGGAAUUUAAUGGUGUUGAUCUGGGGAAGCCUGUGCAAGUCCAUCCUAUGGCACAAUCAAUGUGGCCAUCGUGUGUUGACUCCUUUUUCUCAUUCUUACCAAUAAAGAUAAAAGUGGCAAGA